AUGAUUAUCUCAGAUUUCGCGUACAUAGUGCAACAAAUGGAAACAUGUGAUUCAUGUAUUGCCAAUGUCUUGGCAAGGAAAUUUAAGAGAGAUGCUGAUAUUAAAGAAGAGAAGCCCAGCUACUUGCUAUAUCCAGAGGUUGAGCCAUAUUACAAAGAAGUUGAACAACUCUUUCAACAAGGAUCGAACACAACAAGCAUCAUAGCACCGUUUGUACGUCUUAAGGAGGAUAUACUAGUUUCUCCAGCGUACAACCUUGCUACUUGCCAAAUUGAGAAUAUUGCUACAGAAUUACGAGAAGCGCUGUUUUGCUACCUUAAUAGUGAUCUACAGUCUUUUGUGGACAAUGAAACGAUGAGCACGACAUCCGAAGAGUUAAGACUUUGCAACGACGAAUUCAGCAGCAUUGACUUAGAUGAGGUUUUUGAUUUUUAUGGUUCUCAGCUUUCCCUUUUCACGCAAAUUCGUCACCCCAUCGAUCGAUUCAUUACCAGUUACGCCAAGUUUUGUUUGAAGUACUGUAAUUUCAAAAACCAUAAAGACGACUACAUAUUUUUGAAUUACCAUAUUGGUUUGAACGAUACCGUCAGGACUGCGAAUGAUCUUGAUAAAGUGCUAGAACAUGUACGGGUUCCAGCAGAUAUACGAACUGUGAUAAGAAAUGAAACACUUGAAGUCAUGUCUCGCUAUUCUUUGGAAUAUUUCGACUUACGGAUGAAGGCACAAGAGAAGCUCUUAUCAGAUGGCGACCUACUCAAACUGUUCAUGCAGAUAUACUAUCAUGAUUUUGUCGAGUUCGGUUUUAAAUAA
Messenger RNA from Strongylus vulgaris, 810 nucleotides. NCBI's taxonomy places the organism in Eukaryota, Metazoa, Nematoda, Chromadorea, Rhabditida, Strongylidae. The record is from the annotation of a GenBank genome assembly.